AUGGCGCACGUAAGCAGUAACGUUACCCUUGUUGCGACGAAGAAACGUUCUCUUGUCCCCGUAAACUGGGAGGAUCAAGUUCGUGCUAUUGGCAUCUCGGAGUGCAAAGAAGCGGCGCACUCGCUGGCGCAAGCCUUUGCUACUGACGACCUAGCACAGUAUCUUCUCGAUGCCGAAGAUGCCAAGGACGAUGAUGAAGCUAAGUGGAGGCUCCAUGUCGACAUCUUCAACUACAUCGUGGCUGCCCACUGCUACAAGGGCGUUGUGACAACGAUUGGGCCCGAUUACGAGGCAGUAGCGCUCUGGAUGCCGCCCGGCAAGGACUCAGAUGACUGGCUGACUAUCCUUCGCAGUGGUAUGUGGAGACUCUACUAUCAACUGUCAGCCGAGGGCCGGAGACGCUACUACAGCGAGCUACUGCCCGUCCUUCAUCACACGAAGCAGGAGGUUAUGGGAGAUAGGGAUCACGACUGCUACUAUCUGGUGUACCUAGGCACUAAACCCAGCGGGCAGCGCCGCGGCUAUGCAAGGAAGCUCAUCGACCAGAUGGCUGCCAAGGCCGACGCCGAGGGCCGCGCCAUGUACCUCGAAUCUAGUUCUUUGAAGAACAACGAGUACUACAAGAAGUUCGGGUUCGAGAUCAAGCGCGAUAUCUACCUGGGUGCUGACUUGACGGCUACCACUAGUAAACCUUCUUCUCCUACCACCGGCGGCAGCGGGUCUCACGCUCCCGUGCGCCUCACCAUCAUGGUGCGCGAGCCCCGCAAGCUCAACCUCGCCCACUCGAUCCCCAUCAAGCUUCACAGCGGCUUCUCUCAAAAGGGCGCUCUAUGAAAAGGCUUUUAACAGUAUUUGGGGGUGGGCACAAGGAGGGCCGCAAAAAAAGGAAAGGAACGGGGAGGUUGGAUGACUUGACGUGAACGCUGCUGAUGACGACAUUGACAUUGAUGAUUGACAGUAGGACGCGCCCUUCGCUUUCUCUCUUCGGGCUUGCCGUUGCUAUUCUCUCUCUCUUUCUCCUUUGUUCCUCGUCUGUCUUGUCCGUGCGUUCCGUUCCGUCAUUUCCAUCAUCUUUCUUGAUUUCGGACCGCCCCUUUCCUCUCUCUCUCUCUCUCUUCAUUGGCGCCGUCUUCGACACUAUCUAUCUCGCGCCACUCGUGCUCGUGUGAAAGUGCUCGAUGAUGAGUUAUGGUGAUGCUGCUGCUGAUGACGAUGACGAUGACGAAUGAUUUGAUGAUUGUGAAGUGGAUUGUGCGUUUUGAAUUUGCUCUCUUUUUCGCAGCUGCAUUUAAACACACACCGUGGCGCCUUGAAUUUUUCUGUCCCGUGUUUUUUUUUUUGCUUUGGGGGCUCUAAUUUGCAUUAGGGUUUUAUCGGUUUUCACUUCCUCUUUACAUGCGCUCGCGUUUUGUUGCUCGCUCACUUGAUUGCACCAGGGCCAUCUUAUUCCAUUCUUAUCAAGUUCAACACGAUU
Messenger RNA from Xylaria bambusicola, 1474 nucleotides. RefSeq lists its product as uncharacterized. NCBI's taxonomy places the organism in Eukaryota, Fungi, Ascomycota, Sordariomycetes, Xylariales, Xylariaceae. The coding region runs from base 1 to 834 and encodes 277 amino acids. Gene Ontology annotation, molecular function: acyltransferase activity, transferring groups other than amino-acyl groups. The record is from RefSeq and is a predicted model, not a curated record. The transcript has 3 exons.